Molecule: messenger RNA, 909 nt
Organism: Lottia gigantea (owl limpet)
Lineage: Eukaryota; Metazoa; Mollusca; Gastropoda; Lottiidae
Exons: 4
Coding region: 1-909 (302 amino acids)
Biological process (GO): hyaluronan metabolic process
Molecular function (GO): serine-type endopeptidase inhibitor activity
Source: RefSeq, a predicted model, not a curated record
AUGGCAACAUUAGGCUUACGAUUGUGUUUUACCAUUGGAAUAACUAUUAUACUUUCAUUGCCUACAGUACAAACAAUAUACGAAGUUGGGUGGAGACAGCAGGACUUGGUUCAACCAGUCUCUAUGGUAGUUGAACCACUGAAGCUGUACUUAUUUAUUCAUUGUUAUAAUGAAAAUGAUAUUUUGUAUUUCAUGGAUGGUGAUCCUGAAUUUAUUUUGAGUGUUACUGGUAUAUUUAAACCGUUAUGUUUUAAUCUGGAGGGUAAAAGCGGGGAGAUAAUUCGUCUAAUACAAGAUGGAAACACUGAUAUUUCAGUUAAUGCUAGGCUAAUAUCUGAUAAUACAAGCACCUUUAUUGGCACUGUUUCUAUUAUCCGAAAAAACGUCAUCAUCAUCGUCAAGCCGCACAUAAUCAUCGUCAAUAGAGAAAGAUUUCAGUGGAACAAUAUCACAGCGUUUCUUAUUCGAGGACAUAGGGUUGUUAUCAGCAUGAAUCUUAUUGCUGUAACAUUUAGAAACCUGAAUGUUACCGCUAUAGUUAAACGUCAUGAAACUGGUCAGAAGAAUGGUAUAGAAAGUUUGUCUUAUUUGGGAUUUUAUUUAUCUGACGCUAGGGGUUUCUCACCAUAUACCCAUGGUCUCUUAGGUCAGUUUCUUCACAAAACAGUCGAGAUUGAGAAUCUCAGAUACAGGAAUAACAGAGCUAAAGCCAGAUUAAGUAUAACCUCGCCAUUGAAUCCUAUUCCCAGACGUGCAAUGGCAGUUCUUGGCUCAAAAAUGAACCGAGCGUUGAAUACGUCUACACCAUGUUGGGUAUUACGACAAGAUGGUCGCGGUGUUGUUGAUGGGCGGUACAAUAAUUAUGUUGUUAACAGUAUGAGAGACAUUUCUAGUUUACAAUUACAAUAA